Cuscuta epithymum is the source of this 1251-nucleotide messenger RNA. The record is from the annotation of a GenBank genome assembly. Lineage: Eukaryota; Viridiplantae; Streptophyta; Magnoliopsida; Solanales; Convolvulaceae.
UCAAUAAUAGAUCCCCUGCGCCUCACCUGACUUUUAUUUCUCUUCCCAUCUACACCGCAUCCUUUCACUUCAUCGUUAGUGGAAGUCUUUUUUCACUCCUCACAUCUCUCGGGCUACAGAAGACCAUAGGAUUUAUGCUCAGGAAUAUCUCCUUCCGCAAUUUCACUUCUACAUCUCUACCGGCAAGUUUCAUCGUGACUACAGAGUACAUUCCUUUGCAGGUUGCUAUGCAACGGAGCCUCAAACUUUUUUACGGUGACUUUUCCUUCUCGCUGCAGUCCUCUGGAAGGCGCCUCCUCGAUGGCAAAAGUGGCAUCCUGGAAGCUAAUUAAUAUCUAUUACUACCUCUGUCCCCCUAAGUUUGGAACAAGAGAAGGUGACACGGUUAUUAAUAAAAAUUUUUUGUGAAGCUCAUUUCAUGAGAAAUGGUGGAGCACCUAAAUUAAAUGGUGAUCCAUGGGCAAGGAAUGUCACACUCUCAAACCUUUAAGGAGGUUUGGUGGUCUUACCCAGUAGGUGCAUUGAGUUUAUAUUGCACAGUUCAUCUGACUUGCUGCAGGCUCCAACUUUAUGCAUAAAUAGGGUUCUUUAGUUUCUUUCAUAUGCAGAUGUAGGUCAUGUAAUGUGAGUGGAGAAUUUGAGGGCCAAGGGGCAAGGACUAUAACAUUGUAGUGAUUCAACUUAAAUUUUAAACUGGAGAUAAAACAAAGAUCUGCAGAAAGUCUCAUUCUGCUUGGAAACUGCGUAUAGUAUCUGAUUGGAAUGUUUUCUAAAUUCUAAGGUUCUGAUAUAUAAUGGUGGUGUUUGCUGACCUGGUGUGUCAAUUGUAUUCUAAUAUGCAGGGAGGAAGUAAGUGAUGGAGUGAGCUUUUAUGCUGUAUUGAUUUAAUCAACAUGGUUUUGAAAUCCUAUGAAGACAUGAAAUCAAGAAGAAGCUAAGGAAAUGAACAAAUGUGGAAAUGUUGAAUAGCACUAGCCUCAGAGGAGUGUGCUUUGUUUAGUACUUGAAUGAGUUUUUACUUUUCCACGCAAAUUUGAUUCAUUAGAACUUUCUGUUAGAUUUUUUUGAACUUUAAUGUUCAAUUUCAAGUAUGCAUUUAAUGUUUUAGCUUAAUACAUUGAAAAUGUAGCCUAUGUGAGUUACAUCUUCUCCCUCAUGUAUCAAAAAAGAUGUUUUCUUUUGCUUUAAUGUGACUGCAAAUCAUUCUGCUAUUCAUAUAUGAUGAAGUGAUGAUUCAAUUUUGUGCAAUAA